Messenger RNA from Pestalotiopsis fici W106-1, 1440 nucleotides. RefSeq lists its product as uncharacterized. The coding region runs from base 1 to 1440 and encodes 479 amino acids. The transcript has 2 exons. Gene Ontology annotation, cellular component: Cdc73/Paf1 complex. The record is from RefSeq and is a predicted model, not a curated record. Gene Ontology annotation, molecular function: RNA polymerase II complex binding; chromatin binding. Gene Ontology annotation, biological process: transcription elongation by RNA polymerase II. NCBI's taxonomy places the organism in Eukaryota, Fungi, Ascomycota, Sordariomycetes, Amphisphaeriales, Sporocadaceae.
AUGGCGUCCUCCUCACGAAGUGGUGAGAACCGUCCGAUUCAUCAGGACUUCAUCGCGCGCAUCCGAUAUUCCAAUGCGCUCCCUCCGCCGCCGAUACCUCCCAAGUUGCUCGACAUACCCAAUACCGGCCUCGCAAGUGGCCAGUACACAGCUCCUGGCUUCGCAUCGCGCCUGGCUCGCGAGCAGCCGCUAAACAUCGAAGCCGAUGCAGAGCUGGGCAUGCCCUUGGACCUGGUGGGAAUGCCCGGUAUUUUUGAUGGUGAUGAGAGCUCCAUCCAAGCACCUGCGCAGGCUCCCCAGCCACACCUACAUGACAAGCCUCUCCUGAGAUCGCUGCAGCAGUUAGGCAAGCCCAAGACGGAUAAUGCCGCCGUCUCCUUUCUUCGGCGUACCGAGUAUAUCUCCUCGUCUGCCUCCAAAUCGCACGGCAGCGGACCUUUGCGUGCCAUGAACACAGCUCCAGCUCGUCGACAAGUCAAGCGAAAGUCGCCCGAACCCGACAAGGACUCUCCGGCCUAUGUCAAGAGAAAGAUUGACCAGAGCUUCUCAAUCGCAGAGCAAAAUCUCAAGGACCGUAGCAGGAUCAGGCACCCUUCAAAGCGCAACCUCAAACUGGUGGACUCCUUUCCUCUGCUGCCCGACCUCGAGGCUUUCCCCGACUCUGGUGCCUACGUCACGAUCAAGUUCCUUACGAACCCCGUGGGCAAGGCCACAAAAUACGACACUCGCCUGCUGAACGGUGUCUUCCGGCCUAUUGAACGAACCGAGGCCGAAGAGCUCGCCAUCCAAGCUGCCCGCGAUGCCUAUGAACGCGAUCCGCAAAAUAACCCCAAGCCGGCAGACAACAUCCACUACGACUACUACCUGAACGAUACGGAAGCUAAUGGCAAGAAGUUCAGGCAGAGGUUCGACGUGGACAACCCCAACCGAGAUGACGAGUCUCUGUAUCCUCACAAGCACGACUCGGAUGGUUGCUUCCAGUUCAACCGAUUGCGUGCCUACGAGACGGCACAAGAGUCGGAACUCAACCACUGGAGCAAGUACGAUGAGGAGCUCAUCAUUGCCUUCAAUGAGGAAAGCACGUCUCUCCACCAAAAGGCAGCCUAUUACUAUCCCGUGAUGCAGCGGUCUCAGAUUCGCCCGCAGCGCAACAAGAACAUUGCUCGCAAGAUUGGAAUCACGGACGAGGACGAGCAGAUCAUAGAUCAGCUGGAUAUCACUGUCGAUGAACCCACGGAGCAAAUCAAGGAUAAGGUGGAGAGGUUCAAGCACGACCCGUACUGGCCUGAGACGGCAGAAGAGGAGGAAGUUGUUAUGGAAGAGGAAGAAGGGCAUCACAAUGGCCACGCAGACGAAGAGGAGGAGGUGAAUGGAAGAUCGAGAUCGCCGCCAGCCCAUUCAGAUGAGGAGCUGGAUGCUGACGGCGAUGAGGAGGACUAG